Molecule: messenger RNA, 1951 nt
Organism: Topomyia yanbarensis
Lineage: Eukaryota; Metazoa; Arthropoda; Insecta; Diptera; Culicidae
Product: probable RNA-binding protein CG14230
Exons: 2
Coding region: 104-1939 (611 amino acids)
Molecular function (GO): RNA binding
Source: RefSeq, a predicted model, not a curated record
UCAAAAGCACGUGCUAUAAGUAAACAGAAUUAUUUUUAUUCGGUACCGGGUGCUAGUUGAGUAAUCUUAAAACUUGAAUUACAGCCAUAAAUUCAGCCACAAAAUGCCCCUGCAGAGACUGUUUGUGGGCAACAUACCAGCUGGCACCAGCGAGCAGGAAUUGAAGCAAGAAUUUUCCGCCUACGGCCCAGUGAAGGCGAUCGAUUUGAAGUGCAAACCCAACCCGCUGAACGAUUCGGUUGACACGUUUGCCUUUGUCAACAUCGAAUUGGAUGACCGGGCUGUGGGGCGUUGUAUCACCGAGUUCCGGCAGGAACAGUACAAGGGUGUUUUUCUGAAUGUGUCGAAAGCGAAAGAAUCUUUUCUGGAUCGAUUGAAGCGAGAACGGGAAGAGGCAGAAGCUGGCAAACUUAGCAGUGAGCGUCUCAAUCCGUAUAAAAAAUGCGACACAAGUGCUGCUGUGCGGAAGGAUGAUCUAGUUGAGCCGCUCCCGGUAUUACCGACAAUUCAGAAGGAGGUCGAAUCUUCCAGUUCCGGGUCGAGUUCGGAAAGUGAAGAUGAUGGUCCUGAACCGGCUAAAACUUCUGUUGUUCGAAAACCAAAGGCAAAGGAGGACGACGAUCAACUGGUUCGAAAGUGGAAUCAGGAGACAUUUAUUGAGCAUGGGAAACUGAAAAUUGUGCCUAUCACAGGACAGGUGAAGGAAGUGAUAGAUAAAAGCAAGAAUCGAAAGAAACAAGAAAAGGAUCUGGAUGAAAAAGCACGGUUGGCUGAUGAAAAGCGAAAGCAAGGCUUAUCAAACUUGCAAAGUGCAUACGAGCAGCAGAAACAGGCAAUUCAGAAGGCACUGGCCGGGGGUGAAGCGAGUAAAAGAAAAAAGAUUGUUUUUGAUGAUGAUUCGGAGGAACCGGCUAGAAAGCAUUCCAAAGUAGCACUAUUCAAUGACGAAGAUGAGGAGGAUGGGUUCAAGGCGAAUUUUGCGGUUCGAAAGCAGCUUGCAGAAAACACUGAAAAAGGACAACGGUUGUUCGAGAUGCAAACACAGUUUCAUGGGGAUUCACGGUUCAAGCUGGACGAACGUUUCCUGGCUGAUGAUUCUACUGAAGUUCGAAAAAGUGGGAAUGGUAUUCUAGAUCGAAGCGGAGCAAAAUCGGGAAACCACGAGAGGAAGAAGCAGCUUGAAAUACUUUCAAAAGUCACCGGGAAAGAGAUACAUGAUAGAUCACAGUUCAGUCGUGAUGAGUCCGGCCGAAAGGUGAUGCAACGGUUUGAUCCUUCUACUAAUGAGAGCAAGGUUUCGGAGCGACCGUCGCGGAAAGAGAAACAGCCAACCGACGAAGAUUUGAUUGAAGCGAAAAAAGCGGUUCGUCCAGCUGAAGAUUACAAAGUAUCAGAAGACACAUUCUACAGUGUGUCGGACAGUAUCACUCAGGUGAUUGGAAACGCUUCCGGGGAAUUUAGCUUGCUUUCAAUGUUUGGAAAUGCUGCAGCAGCUGAUGAUGACGGUGAAGACGUCGAACGUGAGAACCAGGACCUUGGAAAGCCUGUAUUCAGUGAUGCUCGAUUCAAAUAUGAAUCAUCCGCUAGUGAAGACGAGGAAGGUCCCCAGGAGAAGGCGGCUGGAGACAGUGAGCCAAAGCUGCAAAUUCAGGAAGCUGAAUUAGAAGUGAAGAAGCAGAAGAAAAAAGCCGGUUAUUUCUCUAAGCAGGGAGUUUGGAAGGAGAACUUUUUCUUCCUACCCAAAGACCCUCGCUUCGAGGAAGGUAGGAAAUUAUUUUUCGAGUUUGCCAGUAAAGUUGCUGAUGCAGCUGUAGGAAGAGAUGAACAGAGGAAGGAUAUUCGUAAAAUUUUUAAGAAACGUAGAUUGCGUGAAACUAAAAAUGUGAAUCAAAUGCGAGUAAAGCGGGGUUUGAAGUUAGUGAAAAAUAAACGAAGAUAAGUGGUUUAUUUG